Messenger RNA from Hyla sarda, 865 nucleotides. RefSeq names its product family with sequence similarity 216 member A (gene FAM216A). The transcript is spliced from 6 exons. NCBI's taxonomy places the organism in Eukaryota, Metazoa, Chordata, Amphibia, Anura, Hylidae. The coding region runs from base 145 to 687 and encodes 180 amino acids. The record is from RefSeq and is a predicted model, not a curated record.
AAUUUAGCGCGUGCGCAGAUAGGGCGCUCUUGUACUCAAUUGUGCGCAUGUGCCGCAAUCUAUGACUUCUAUCAAGGAGCAUCCUAGGAGGAGAAAGAUGAGUUCAUGUAACCAUGGAGACCUGGCAUGUUCCUAGAAGGCUAGAUGCUGGGGGAGGCGCAAGAGAAGAUGGACAAACACACAACCUGCACCUCUAAGAGGAAGAAGAUUUCAUCAGAUGAACAAAACCAAAAGAGUCUCCUUGUAAGGAGAUUGGAUUUUGGUCACAAGGAUCUUAAUGAUGGCACUGACGAUAGCACUUCAAAGGAUUCACAGAAAGGAGGCAGACUGCAAAUUGUUCCUUUAAGACAGCAGAUCAAAACAGUCAAAAUUUCCAGGACUAUGAAAAAUGAAACAUUUCUCAAGCAUCCUGAUCUUACUAUGGGCCAAAAAAGAUAUUUAUGCAGCAUUGCCAGAAUCUACAGUACCAGCAACAUGAAAGCCUUGACAGAAAAACAUCUGCAUUCAAAGAUAAGAUGUGGUUCAAAGAAAGCUCAUCUGAAUCUUCCAGCUUCAGGAAAAAGCAAGAAUGAAAUAAAGGAACACUGUAGAAGUGUUCAGACGGAAACUACAAUUACAGAAACUUCAAGGACCAUAGAUGAAAUGCGUGAAAAAAUCACUUGUCUUUCCGUGAAUGAGACCAACUGAAAACACUGCAAAAUAAAUAUUUCAACCACCAUUUUUUCUUCUGUUUUGUUAUUUUGACUUCGUACUAUUUACUUACUACAAUUCACCACCUUCGUAAUAUAUAGUACUGUGAAAAAGUAUUUUCCAUAUUAAACUGUCAUCCAUAUAAAAAAGUUAUGAAUCCCUAAACCUAAUAAAC